Messenger RNA from Prorocentrum cordatum, 1100 nucleotides. Lineage: Eukaryota; Dinophyceae; Prorocentrales; Prorocentraceae. The record is from the annotation of a GenBank genome assembly.
AGCCGCCGCGCGGCCGCGCCGCCCACCCCCCCGAUCCCGUCCCGGCCCGCCCGCCCGGCGGGCUGCCGCGCGGCCAGGCACCCCGCGGGCGGGGGCUGCCCGCAGAGGCGCGGGCCGUCGCCGGGGGCCGCCCGGGAGAGGCUCCGGCACCUCCGCGGCCCAAUGGCGGCGAGGCGGUUGGCCCUCCUCGCGGCCGCGCUGGCGGCGGCCGCUGGGGCCUCCGAGCCCGCAGCACUCCGCGCGGGCGCCGCAGUCCCAGUCGGCGCGGCCUCGCCCGAGCCAGAGGGCGCGGGCCCAGAGGAGGGCCCCAAGCAGCUGCCGGAGGGCUCCGAGCCCGAGGAGGGGGGGAGCAGCGCGGUGUGGCCCCCGUGGAUCGAGCCGGGGGCCUGCAACCUCGGGCAGCUCAUAUUCCUGACCGUGGUCUACGGCUACGUGCUCUACACGGCGUCGGGCAUGAUCUCCGAGGGCUCCGAGCUGUUGCUAGUGGUGCCGUCCAUUGCGGGGCUGGUGGGGAGCGUGGUGCUCCCCAUCCUGGGCGCGGUGCCCGACGGCAUGAUGGUGCUCUUCUCGGGCAUGGGGACGCAGGCGCAGGCCCAGGAGCAGGUGUCCGUGGGCAUGGGCGCCCUGGCCGGCAGCACGGUGAUGCUCCUGACCUUCCCGUGGUUUAUCGCGAUCUACGCCGGGUCAGUGCCCAUCAAGGACGGAAAGGCGGACUACAAGAGCAGAACCGCUGGCACCAAAGGGCUGAGCAGCAGCGGCGUCAAAGUCGACAGCAUGAUCAAACAGACCGCGAAGACUGAUGGGGUCUCGUCAUCAUCGUCUCCCCUUCUUCCUCAGAGGCGCAGGCCAUUCCGCUGAUCACCAGAAGGAUCAUGAUGGCCACCACCAUGCUCUACGUGAUCAUUCAGAUACCAGCCACGCUGGAGGAGCACUACGUGAGCAACAAGCACGCCGUGAAGCAGGCCGGCGCAGAGAGCGUGUGGGCCCUCAUUGGCUUGGUGAGCUCGGUGUGUGCUUUCGCGGGCUACAUCUUCUACUGCUAUCCAUAAGCAGUCGAAAGUCGACAAGGAGGUCGAGCAGAUCCACAAGAUGAUCAAGGA